UCUCACAAUAGUCUCCUUCCUCCUCCUCUUCCUCUUGUCCUUGUAAUUCAGCUAUCAAGAAGGGCACAAAUGGGAACGAAAACACGGUCUCAACACUCUUCAGAGCGUCUGAAGGGGGAUCAAAUCUUUCAGGGUUUAGUUAAGAUGCUUAAAACCCAGCAACAACAGCUUGAAACGUUGGCUAAAGAACGAAAAAUUCUCGAAGAUCGGUUCAAGAUGCAGUAUGAACGGUGGGUCUCUGAUGUUCGCCUUUAUGAAGAUCACAUUUCUCAGAUGGAAAGUGAGUUGCAAUCGGAAGAGAUGGUACGUGUGCUUGAGGCUGCAAAAGCCGAUAUGUUGGUAGGAUUGAAGCAAAGAAAAGCUUUUCUUUGUGAAAUGAAAUUAGAGGAAUCAGAGGAUGAAUCGACUGAUUUCAGAGUCUGGUUUAACAUCCUCAGUAAAAGUUCAAAAGAUAUUUCUCAAAGGGACCUCAUAGAAACCAAAAAAGGAAUGUUGGGAGGCAAGCGCAGUGGUUCAAAGUCUGUUACUUUGGAAACAUUGGAAGACAAUGUAAGAAGGAUAAAGCUUCAAUAUGAAAAUCUUGUUUCAGAAAAGAGUUCUCAAGCCACUGCACUUAUGGCCGAGAAUAAGUCUGCGUGGAAUCAGUUUAAUGUUCGGGAAAGUUAGUACAUGGAUAAA
Molecule: messenger RNA, 678 nt
Organism: Hibiscus syriacus
Lineage: Eukaryota; Viridiplantae; Streptophyta; Magnoliopsida; Malvales; Malvaceae
Exons: 4
Coding region: 70-666 (198 amino acids)
Source: RefSeq, a predicted model, not a curated record